Molecule: messenger RNA, 576 nt
Organism: Pieris macdunnoughi
Lineage: Eukaryota; Metazoa; Arthropoda; Insecta; Lepidoptera; Pieridae
Source: the annotation of a GenBank genome assembly
AUGUCGCACCACAGCGACGAACAAGCGAUGCUAUCAGUCACCUCCGACUCGUUCUGGGAGCCUGGUAACUACAAACGGACCACCAAGCGAGUGGAUGAUGGACACCGGCUCUGCAGUGAACUGCAAGGCCUGGUGCAGGAGCGAGCUGAAAUAGAGAAGACAUACGCCAAAAGCCUUCGGGGCUGGGCGAAGAAAUGGAAUGACCUUAUUGAAAAAGGACCGGAGUAUGGCACGAUGGAGGCGGCGUGGAAGGGUGGUAUGGUGGAAGCCGAACGGCUGUCAGACCUCCACCUCAGCGUGAGGGACCGGCUCGUCAACGACGUCAUGGCACAGAUCAAGAACUGGCAAAAGGACACGUAUCACAAGUCAAUGAUUCAGCUUAAAGAACGUAAAGAAAUGGACGAGGCAUUCAAAAAAGCACAGAAGCCCUGGGCGAAAUUCUUGCAAAAGGUAGAGAGGGCGCGGAUGGAGUACCACACGGCGUGCAAACAGGAGAGAACAGCGCAGAACCAAGAGAGAAAUGCUAGUGGAGACAGCUCUUUGAGUCCUGACCAGGUAUGUCCAGCAAUAUACUAA